Cottoperca gobio is the source of this 4567-nucleotide messenger RNA. RefSeq names its product protein geranylgeranyltransferase type I, beta subunit (gene pggt1b). The record is from RefSeq and is a predicted model, not a curated record. Gene Ontology annotation, molecular function: CAAX-protein geranylgeranyltransferase activity. Lineage: Eukaryota; Metazoa; Chordata; Actinopteri; Perciformes; Bovichtidae. The transcript is spliced from 9 exons. Gene Ontology annotation, cellular component: CAAX-protein geranylgeranyltransferase complex. Gene Ontology annotation, biological process: protein geranylgeranylation. Bases 1 to 1104 code for a protein of 367 amino acids.
AUGGCGGAAGAGGAGAGCCAGUUUGAAGAAUUUGAGCAAAUAGACUUUUUAAGAGAUAGACAUGUACGAUUCUUCCAGAGAACACUACAGGUGUUGCCUGAGAGAUACGCCUCGCUGGAAACAACAAGGUUAACGAUCAUAUUUUUUGCCCUGUCUGGUCUCGAUGUGCUGGACGCUCUGGAUGUGAUUGAUAGGAACACCAUGAUUGAGUGGAUCUACUCAUUACAGGUUCUGCCCACAGAAGACCAAGCUAACCUUAGUCGUUGUGGAUUUCGAGGAUCGUCACAUAUUGGAAUUCCUUACAGCACUAAGGGUCCAGGUGUGCUUCAUCCAUAUGACAGUGGCCAUGUAGCCAUGACCUACACUGGCCUUUGCUCGCUGCUAAUACUGGGAGACGACCUGAGCCGAGUUAACAAACAGGCCUGUCUGGCUGGUCUCAGAGCACUGCAGCUGGAGGACGGCAGUUUCUACGCAGUGCCAGAAGGAAGUGAAAAUGAUAUACGGUUUAUCUACUGUGCAGUCAGUAUCUGUUACAUGCUGGAUGACUGGUCAGGCAUGGACAUCCAAAAGGCCAUUGAGUACAUCAGAGGAAGUUUGUCGUACGACAAUGGGUUUGGCCAGGGAGCUGGGCGAGAGUCACAUGGUGGCUGGACGUACUGCGCCAUAGCCUCUCUGUGUCUGAUGGGUCGACUGGAGGAAGCGCUGAGUCAGCGGGAGCUGGACAGGAUCCGGCGCUGGUGUAUCAUGAGGCAGCAGAGCGGCUUCCACGGGCGCCCAAACAAACCUGUAGACACAUGCUACUCCUUUUGGGUGGGAGCUACGCUAGAGCUGUUAGAUGUGUUCCAGUAUACAAACUUUGACAAGAACAGGAGCUUCAUCCUGUCCACGCAGGAUCGGUUGGUGGGAGGGUUUGCCAAGUGGCCCGACAGCCAUCCAGACCCUCUCCAUGCCUACUUAGGGCUGUGUGGUUUGUCUCUGAUCGGAGAGCCCAGUUUGAGGAAGGUCCACCCAGCUCUUAACAUCACCCAGAGAGCCUUUCAGCACGUCCAGCAGCUGCAGCAGACAUGGCGGGACAGCACUGGCAGCUGUAGCAGACAGCAUUGACAGCAGGAUGAUCCACAGCUCUGUCUCUGAACAGGUUCAGUAAUCAGGAACAUCUAACUCUAGUCAGUCAAAGGCAACUGGACUUUUGCUGUGUGUCUUGAAGACAUUUGGCCAAUCAUCUGAGAGGCCUCCUCAUGUCCGGAAUUGGGAAUCGGGAUACACAGUAGUAACUUCGGCUCAUUUCAAAUCCAUCUCAAGUGACAUUUCUGUUAAGCAAUAUACGCCACAUUUCUUUUGCUGCCUUUUUAUCAUUUAGACUGUAGUAAAUAACAAUGUGCAUUGUGGUUUGUGGGGGGGAAAAAUGAUGUGCCAGAAAGUCAAAUUUGAGUCACUGAAGACAUUUCAGAUGCCUCACUUUUGCAAACUUUUUAGAUGAUGCAGUUUUGGAAGCUUCUUGCUCCUCAUUAUAGUCAACAACACAAUCUGCUGUAAACCUUCUUAGUCAAGGAUGAAGUGACUCUCUUCACAUGCAUAUAAGAAACGUUCACUAAGACCCAGAGGAGGCUUGGAGAACUUCUAAAUUGUGUCUUUUUAAUGGUUCUGCAGUAACUGGUGGCUUCAGUAGCUGACAGUGUUUUGAGUGGGGUGAUGUAAUUUUAUGUGAAUUGCUUAGAUAUGCGUUUGCUAUCGCUGAAUAAUGCCCCUGUAUAAUAAGAAAAUGUCGCAAAUAAGUUCCUAAGUUUUGUUUUCAAAAUGUAAAUAAUAGACAAAAUAUAAUGUUUCUUUUAGAUAACCCUUCCUACUUCCUCAAACAAAAAAACACCCCAAGGCACUGAGCUCCCUAUACAGUAUUGUUUGCCUCUCCGCGCCUCUAACAUCUCCAUCCUCACGUUGCUCUUGAAUCUUUUCAAAGAUCCUCUUGUCCCAAAGGUGAUACCAGCCUGGCAGGUAAACUCUCCCAUGUUUCUCACUUCGCCUCCCUGCAGGCUUUGUGUAGAGAUCUAAAUUAUAAUAGAACCACUGGGGUGAAAUUCACGGAAGAGAGCCAACAACCACGCCAAGGGGCAAAUCUAUGAUGGAAGAAAAAAAAUCUAAAACUUGUUUAAAAAACAAAAGAAAAAGUUAAGCUCCAGGCCUUAUCAUCUCGGAUCACAAGAAUAGAAUGUAUUGUUCACUUAUUUCCAGAGGCUAACAGAAAAUGGAUUGGGCCAAAGAAAAAGGGGAGUAAAUUCCCUUCUUUCCGUCAAGGUAGUAGCCCCCUGACUCUGGAACCUUGAACUGAUCCGAGCUACCUUCUUUCACCAGCGUUAACGCUCCCUGCAAGGCACUAGCCAGCCUGAAAUCAAUAGUAGAAACAUGAGACAGUGGUGGCAUAACUUGGGGAUAUGUAUCCUUUUUGAACAACGCUGGGAAUUGACGUAUUAUUUUCAGAACAGAAAGGACGCAGGGCAAAAAACAAAGAACAAUACACAUGAGCAGAAUGUGCCACUUACAGCUCACACAAGUGACCUUCCUGUGCUGUGCUGUGCUGUGCUGUAAGAUCCUAACAUGUUGACAUACAGGCACUGAUAUUGUGAGUUGAGCUGCUCUUGCCUUCUCAUCACACCAAUGCUCUGAUUCCCAGUGAGGGACAAUUGUCAUUUCACAGGUCCCUCCAGCCCCUUGUUGAAGCCACACCCUGUCAUUAUAAGACUGCAGUCACAGCAAACACCUGCUCCCUGAGAUGACGAGUGAGGUGGAGACAAUAUCACAGCAGGACAGAAAUCCAGCAGCCUGUCUGCAACAUGUUACCUGCGGGAGUCUACUGUGUGUAGACCGUGAUUAUGAAAAUAUAAUAUCACCUCUGUGGUUUUCCUUCCACCAUCUAAAAUGAAGCUGUAAAACUUGGCCUUGUCUCCCUUCCCACCAGGUUGCCCUCUUUUUCAGACUUAAAAAAAUAGAGCAGGCAGACAGAGGAAAAGAGAGAAGAGGGGAGUAGAGAGGAAUAAAUAAAUCAUUUGACACAUCUAUUAUUAAAAGUAAACUGUCGGUGUCUGGAUUCUCCUCUCUUCACCUCGACCACACCACCAGUGUUGUAUAGCCUUAUUUUGGUGCGAAAUCAAUUGCUUCUUUGCAUUUUAUAUUGCUGUAUUGUUUUGUUACUGUUUUGCCUAAAACAAAAGGCUUUGCUACAAUUACCCUUGCAACUUCUGUCCUCUUGCCAUUUUUCUUUUUUUUUUACAAACAUUGUGUUACCAUAACAUUUGUAUUAAUUUCACCUUUGGGAAAGUAUAGCUUUGACUUUCAUUGCUACUGCUGUAAUGAGCGUCAGACACAUAAAUAAUGUUUUAAUACAAGCUAAAUGAAAUUGGUUUCUAAAUUAUUCACCAUGUAAUAUUCUGGUAUCAAUCUUUUUGUAACUAUAGAAAUGUCCUAAACCUUGAGUGUUCCUGAGUCCAAAAUGCACUGAAGGAGAACGACCAUGUCUCCCAUGCGUCCUCUCAAGUAACUUGCACCACCUCCUUCGGCUGGGCUCUGUCAUUAGUGUACAUAGGCCAAGUCACAUGGCAAGACCACGCUCUCAAACUCUGAAAUGUGCCUCACGUAGCAUUGUUCUGGCUCUCUGAAUGCUCUCUUCUUCCUUUUUUCUGAUUUCACUACAUGUACAGCAUGCUUGAAUUGGUCUUAGCUUGGCUGUUAUCAUUCAGAAAGGCACUGAAUAUAGUGUUCUCUGGAGAGGAUGGAGGAAAGGGGUCUCCUAAAUCGUAGUAAACAUUCACCCUGUUGAAAAAUAAAUGUCCUCCUCCCGUCUUUGUGUUCACUUAUCCAGUCGGGCAUUAGCUGACUGGUAGAGGUCGCUGUACAAGAAUCUGACUUUGUCCCUUCAUGUCUGAUCGAUAGUGUAUUUUCAGAAGGAGGGAAGAAUUCAUUGACACAGAACCCAUAAAUGCUUACUCUACUUAAAAAAAGGAUGAAAGAUUGGAUGGAUGGAUUUGCCACUUACUGCAUCUCAGCAGUUGCUAAAUUGCGUCUCCUUUUUGCUAUGUCACGCUGCAGUCGAUACUCUCUGUCCCACAGCAUGUAAAGAGGGGGCCGAGGCUUUGUGCUUUAAAGCCGGCUGCUGCGUUUAGAUCGUCCAGAGGUGUGAAAGGAUUGUGAAAGCUAUUUAGAGAUGCAGCCAAAAUGCCACUCGUGGUCAACCAUGAACCCUUGCUUUAUCAUCAGCUAAUAUACAUAAUGUAAUAAUAAAUAAUGUAACAAUAAAUGUAAUGGAAUUUAUUUUUUCUAUGCUUUGUAGAGAGAUUGGGUGUGGAUAAAUAUGAAAUGUGUAUAUAAAUAUGUGACUUCUAUUGUGCAAGUGCUUAACAGGAGAAAGAAAAUGUUUACAGCUACAUCAGUAAGACGGUUAGAGGAAUUGGAUAUGCAAAUGUUGAUAUGAGAUGUAUUAUAGUACUUCAGCUUUGAAUUUGAGGACAGUAAUGUUGAUUCUAGCUUUGCAGUGCAUACUGUAUUUAUGGUGAAUAAAAACACGUACUAACUUUUA